Entelurus aequoreus (snake pipefish) is the source of this 843-nucleotide messenger RNA. Its product is annotated as myb-like protein Q. Lineage: Eukaryota; Metazoa; Chordata; Actinopteri; Syngnathiformes; Syngnathidae. The coding region runs from base 1 to 843 and encodes 280 amino acids. The transcript has a single exon. The record is from RefSeq and is a predicted model, not a curated record.
AUGUUGGAACAACAACACCACACCAUGUUGGAACAACGACACCACACCAUGUUGGAACAACAACACCACACCAUGUUGGAACAACAACACCACACCGCUGUGGUGGACAUGUUGGAACAACAACACCACACCAUGUUGGAACAACAACACCACACCACUGUGGUGGACAUGUUGGAACAACAACACCACACCAUUAUGGAACAACAACACCACACCAUGUUGGAACAACAACACCACACCGCUGUGGUGGACAUGUUGGAACAACAACACCACACCAUGUUGGAACAACAACACCACACCACUGUGGUGGACAUGUUGGAACAACAACACCACACCAUGUUGGAACAACAACACCACACCAUGUUGGAACAACAACACCACACCACUGUGGUGGACAUGUUGGAACAACAACACCAAACCAUGUUGGAACAACAACACCACACCACUGUGGUGGACAUGUUGGAACAACAACACCACACCAUGUUGGAACAACAACACCACACCAUGUUGGAACAACAACACCACACCACUGUGGUGGACAUGUUGGAACAACAACACCACACCAUGUUGGAACAACAACACCACACCACUGUGGUGGACAUGUUGGAACAACAACACCACACCAUGUUGGAACAACAACACCACACCACUGUGGUGGACAUGUUGGAACAACAACACCACACCAUGUUGGAACAACAACACCACACCACUGUGGUGGACAUGUUGGAACAACAACACCACACCAUGUUGGAACAACAACACCACACCAUGUUGGAACAACAACACCACACCACUGUGGUGGACAUGUUCGAACAACAACACCACACCAUGUUGGAACAAUGA